Bolinopsis microptera is the source of this 1073-nucleotide messenger RNA. RefSeq names its product 3'(2'),5'-bisphosphate nucleotidase 1-like. The transcript is spliced from 7 exons. Gene Ontology annotation, biological process: phosphatidylinositol phosphate biosynthetic process. Gene Ontology annotation, molecular function: 3'(2'),5'-bisphosphate nucleotidase activity. Lineage: Eukaryota; Metazoa; Ctenophora; Tentaculata; Lobata; Bolinopsidae. Bases 48 to 947 code for a protein of 299 amino acids. The record is from RefSeq and is a predicted model, not a curated record.
UACACAGUAAAGAUAAAGAUAACAGUAAGUUCUGAUAACAGGUAGAGAUGGCGCUAAUGAGAACUCUGAGCGCUUGUGUGUCUGUAGCGGAGAAAGCAGGAGUAGUGCUUAGAGACAUCAUGGCUUCAGGUAAUCUAGGUAUAGUAGAUAAGGGAGGUAUUAACAAUCUGCAGACCUUGGCAGAUAAGAAGGCUCAGCUCCUGAUCGUUACUAGUCUUAUGAAACACUCCCCUAAGGCUACUAUAAUAGGAGAAGAGGACGAUAUAGACUACGAUACAGACGAGGCGAGGAGUCUGAUCACCAUGGAUACCAGCAGUGAAGUUAUGGAACACUCCUGUCCUGAUAAACUAGCCGGUAUUAAUGAGGAGGAUCUUGUUAUUUGGGUAGACCCACUAGACGGCACUAAGGAGUAUGUUGAGGGAAGGAAGCAGGAUGUUACAGUGCUGAUAGGGAUAGCUGCUCACGGGGAGGCGGUAGCUGGAGUUAUCUACCAGCCCUGGUAUGAAGUGGAGGGUAAAGAAACAGGACGCACGUUGUGGGGCGUGGUUGGUUUAGGAGCAUUUGGUUUCAAGAGAGUUCCAGUACCGGAGGGACGUAAGAUAAUAACAACUACACGCAGUCACAUGCAGAAAUCAGUGCAGGAUGCAAUAGACAGCUGUAAGCCCGACAAGCUGAUACAGAUAGGGGGGGCGGGUAGCAAGUGUAUUCUCGUUAUUGAGGGGACUGCUGACGCGUACCUCUUCGCUUCACCUGGAACUAAGAAGUGGGACACCUGCGCUGGUGACGCUAUAAUAAAGUCUCUGGGCGGUAAAAUGACGGACGUGUUUGGUAAAGAUCUUCUCUACCACGCAGAUGUGCCGUAUCCCAACAAGACGGGAGUACUUGCCACAAUGAGGGACUUUGACUUUUAUCUCUCCAAAAUACCAGCUAAUAUCAUGGACAGAUAAACUGUUGCACGUGUGUCUGGUGCUGGUUGCCGGGCAACAGCACGUGUGUCUGGUGCUGGUUACCGGGCAACAGCACGUGUGUCUGGUGCUGGUUGCCGGGCAACAGUCUGGUGCUGGUUGCCGGGC